This is a messenger RNA of Mytilinidion resinicola, 1527 nucleotides long. Its product is annotated as DNase I-like protein. NCBI's taxonomy places the organism in Eukaryota, Fungi, Ascomycota, Dothideomycetes, Mytilinidiales, Mytilinidiaceae. The record is from RefSeq and is a predicted model, not a curated record. The coding region runs from base 212 to 1471 and encodes 419 amino acids. Gene Ontology annotation, biological process: phosphatidylinositol dephosphorylation. The transcript has a single exon. Gene Ontology annotation, molecular function: phosphatidylinositol-4,5-bisphosphate 5-phosphatase activity.
GCUGGAGAUCUUGCCACGCUCAGCAGCGCGAGCCUUUCCCCGACGCGACGUGGGGCGCCCUGGAGUUCCAAUUGGCCUGCCGCGCUCCACUGUGUCGACGAUUGUCGUGGGUUCUUGGCGCCGACGGAGCUCCCUCCUGGCAGCAUUAUCGAGCCGCUGACACACGCCCGAUCAGCAUUGUCGGCGCAUCUCCCCAGCUCUAAAACCCCAGAUGCCAUCCCUCGAGGCCUAUCUGGUCACCUUCAACUGUGCCCGCGAACCCGUGAACCCCGACACCCUCGCCCCCCACCUCUUCGACGCUCUCCCCCAGGACGCUGGACUGCCAGAUGUCGUCGCUAUUGCGCUGCAGGAGGUAGCCCCCAUUGCCUACUCGUUCCUGGGCGGAUCGUAUCUUGAGCCCUACUUCAGCCAGGUAGCUUCGACGGUGCAAUUGGCCGCCAAGCUCCACUCAGAUGACGCCCAGGCUUACCAACAUUUCCUCACCCGGAGCCUGGGGAUGACGGCCUUGAUGCUGUUCUGGAAGCCAGCAGUCGCCAGCAAGAUCCAAUGGGUGCAGUCUGCAGGCGCUGGAGUCGGCCUGUGGGACAUGGGCAACAAGGGAGCUGUAGGAGUCCGAGUGGGACUCGCUCUGGACAACAGUGACGAGACUUUUGAUAUCACCUUCGUUUCAGGCCAUCUCGCGCCCAUGGAAGGCGAGGUCCCGAGGAGAAACCAAGACUGGGAAAACAUUGUUCGUAACCUCGUGUUCAUCAACGACGAAACCCCGAAGUCUUCGGCCGAAGAACAGCCACUUCUAUCCUCCCCUUCUGCACCACCACCACCAGACAACACCGGCCUCUACCAUCCUAGCAACCACAUUUUCGUCGCCGGCGACCUCAACUACCGGACCCAUGAUACUCCCCCAGACCCCAAUUCGCACAUCAACUAUCCCCAGCCAACACCCUCCUCAGCCUCCCCAACCCACUUCUCCCACUUCCUCAAAACCGACCAGCUUGCCCGCGAACUCGACGCCAACCGCACUCUCCACGGCUUCUCCGAGGCUCCAAUCACCUUCCCCCCGACCUACAAGCAUUCCCCCAAGCCCGAUUCAUCCUCCGACGCCGAUGAGCAAUGGCAGUGGGCGAAACACCGCUAUCCCAGCUGGUGCGACCGCAUCCUCUUCCUGCCGCCACUUCGACCGCAUAUCUACACUUCGCUCGCGCUGCAGAAGACUUCUGACCACCAACCUGUUGCUCUCUCUGUUUCUGUCAGUCUCGAUCCACCCAAUCGCGUCUAUGACGCUGAGCCGCCAUUUCCGCUGAACAAGGACUGGCGAGCACGAGCAGAUGCAGCGAGGAGGAAGGAGAUUGUGGUCGGUGUAUUGUCCUAUCUUGCAUUGACGAGGAGCGGAAACGCAGUGCUAGUUGGUGUGGUUGCGGUGGUGGUUGCAGGGGUGUGGAUGGCGGGAUGGAUGAGUGAGGGAGGCGGAUGACGCUGGUACGAGGCCCUUUCAUUGGUUUACGAACUAAUGUAGAUAUAGCAUUGACU